AUGGACACAGUUGAAGGAAGCACAACAGAAACGUCGAACGCAACCCUUUUAUUUGAGAAGUUUUUCAUCGAGUUUUACAAGGACUAUUUGGCUCGGCAGCGGCAGGCAGCAGCCCUGAAUAAAACACUGCAGGAGGAAGAUUUUUUAUUUGCUUAUCUGUACAUUCUGGUAAUAUUUGGCAUGUUCACCGUCCUUAUGAUUUCCAUGCUGGCCAGCACGGUGAGGUCAAGGAGACAGGAGCAUAGCGACGAUCCCUACCACACCUACAUCGCCAAUGGCUCAAGGAAAGGCAGGAAGGAAAAGGGUUCCAGCUCAGGCCACCCAAAGUUCUACGUCAACGAAAAUGUGGCCAGGGCUCUUCAGAACAUGUCCGAUCAAGAUGACACCGUGACCGUCCACUAUAAAUGA
Amblyraja radiata (thorny skate) is the source of this 408-nucleotide messenger RNA. RefSeq names its product potassium voltage-gated channel subfamily E member 2. Bases 1 to 408 code for a protein of 135 amino acids. Gene Ontology annotation, biological process: potassium ion export across plasma membrane; regulation of heart rate by cardiac conduction; negative regulation of delayed rectifier potassium channel activity. The transcript has a single exon. Gene Ontology annotation, cellular component: membrane; voltage-gated potassium channel complex. The record is from RefSeq and is a predicted model, not a curated record. Lineage: Eukaryota; Metazoa; Chordata; Chondrichthyes; Rajiformes; Rajidae. Gene Ontology annotation, molecular function: voltage-gated potassium channel activity involved in ventricular cardiac muscle cell action potential repolarization; delayed rectifier potassium channel activity; potassium channel regulator activity.